GUCUUCGACCUAGAUUGUGUACACUACAACAAAUUAUGCCUCUCUAUCAACCGGCCUUUCUGCGGCAUAGCCAGCGCGUCUCUGAGUACACGACAGACACAAGAUAUCAGACUCACGCGUAUAAAAUUUAUAAGCCCAAGCUCCUCUCGUCAAACUAGAUCUUGCGAUUACCUUUCUCAAAUCAUUUCAAUGCGACACUCCGACUGCAAAGCUGUAGUCGAAACGUUGUCUCACUCGGUCCAACGAGGCAUUUCCCAUGUACUGCGCGCCUCAUACAAGAAGGGUUUCCCAUCGAAGAUCCUCGCUUUACCUGGGAGUGUCCGACAGAGAGCCUUCUCUAUUCCAUAAACCUCUCUGCCGGAUGGUCCAGACAGCUGCUCUUGCACGACAACUCCAAGUCAGGCCUCCCUAUCCUCGCCGAUACUGAGCUUGAAGGCAAAUGUGGAAUCGAAUCAUCAGGCAGGGUGAUCCCACGGCGCAGGAACGCAGUGAAGGACCAACACUGCUUCGGCAUGCAAGUCGGCCAAGGCGCAGGCCGACAUAUCGAAAGACUUGAACGGAGGCGCCCCUACAACAGUGAGGUCCAAAACGUCGGAGAAUCAAGAUACGGCUGGAAGCUUGUACGGCUGGAUCACGGAGCCGAAGAGCCUAAUAACGGAAACCCCAGCGAUGAACCAGAUCAGGGAAAUAAAAUUACAAACAACGGUCACGAGGUUGUGGCUGUGUGGACUGGGAGCGGUGAUUGGAAAAGUAUGCACAAUACUGGGCCUUUCCAACUUAUUGGUAGUGGUGCCACGCGUGAACUGGGGAUGCAGUGGAAGACUAUGUCGCUUGUGAGUUGUCUGUGCUUCUGGAAGAAGACAAUGCGUGAUAGUACUAACAUUACUUUCAACUAA
Fusarium verticillioides 7600 is the source of this 896-nucleotide messenger RNA. RefSeq lists its product as hypothetical. The record is from RefSeq and is a predicted model, not a curated record. Lineage: Eukaryota; Fungi; Ascomycota; Sordariomycetes; Hypocreales; Nectriaceae. The coding region runs from base 513 to 896 and encodes 127 amino acids. The transcript has 2 exons.